Molecule: messenger RNA, 981 nt
Organism: Lactuca virosa
Lineage: Eukaryota; Viridiplantae; Streptophyta; Magnoliopsida; Asterales; Asteraceae
Source: the annotation of a GenBank genome assembly
AUGAGAUGGAACCAGGUGAUAACUGGUGGGUUUCGUAUAGUUCCAAGGAAUGAAGUCGGUGGGUUGUCUGACAAUGAGAAGGUAACACGUGACAGCAAUUUCAUUCUUAUUGGGUUACACAAAAGUGCCACAUCAGAUGGCCUUUUCAUCCAUUCUAGAGCAGCAUACUACCCAAAUUCUGAUGACAAAGGAUCAGAAACUGGGAGAUGUGGAUAUGGCUCAUUUGGAGCAACGAUUAAUAAUGGAUAUGUGGCAGCUGCAUCUGAUCUUUACAGAGAUGGUGUAGGCUGUGGUGCUUGCUACCAGGUGAGGUGCACCAAUAGUAAGGUUUGCUCAGAUGAAGGAGUGAAUGUUGUUAUAACUGACCAAGGUUCAAGUGAUCGAACAGACUUCAUUAUGAGCAAGAAAGCCUUCCGGAAGAUGGCUCAAUCUACAAAUGCAGAAACAUCUUUACUAUCACAAGGAAUUGUAGAUAUUGAAUAUAGAAGGGUUUCAUGCAAUUACCCGAAGAAUAACAUCACCAUCAAGAUAGAUGAGAGUAGUGACUACCCGUAUUACCUUGCUUUUGUCAUAUGGUACCAACAAGGCCAAAACGACAUUACUGCUGUGCAACUAUGUGAGACAAAAAAUUUCGUUUGUAAACUAUUGGAUAGAAGCUAUGGAUCAGUGUUUACAACAACCUCUCCACCUAGUGGAUCAUUGUCUUUAAGAAUGCUAUUUAGUGGUGAAGAUGGAGACGAAAAAUGGGUUGUUCCAGUUAAUAUAAUACCUGAGAAUUGGAAGAAAGGGGACAUAUAUGACACAGGGGUACAAGUGGAAUAAGAAACUAAUUCAUCAUACCAUCAAAAUAGCAGAAGUUUGUUAUUGGAUUGAAUUGUAGGAUAGUGUUAAGAGAUUAUCAUAUAUAUAUUGAUGUUGUCGUUAUUUAUUCUCUUCUUUUUUUGUUUAAAAGUUGUACCAAUUUAAUUCGUUAUCCUGUCC